Molecule: messenger RNA, 10397 nt
Organism: Pocillopora verrucosa
Lineage: Eukaryota; Metazoa; Cnidaria; Anthozoa; Scleractinia; Pocilloporidae
Product: protein furry homolog-like
Biological process (GO): cell morphogenesis; neuron projection development
Cellular component (GO): site of polarized growth; cell cortex
Source: RefSeq, a predicted model, not a curated record
GUCAAAAUUUUAUAUUUUUCUAGUUGUUCAAGAAGUUUUUGUAUGAUCUUCGAAUCUUUUUGGUGCUACAUUUUGUUAUUGCUACGAUACACUGAAGGAAUAUCCUGUAUAUUGCUAGAAACUGAGCGAAUGGAAACGCUAGAUUAAUUUAUCACGGAAAAUCUGUCGCACCUGUGAACUGGCCCUUCGAUAUUCUUCAGAAAUCGUCAUCGAACUUUGAACAUCCAAUGUUUGUUAAACUAGAGGCUGUAUGUUUCAGGAGACAUCGAUCUAAAAAACGCCAUGAAGAGAAGAUGGACUCCUAAACAAAAUGGCUGAAACUAAUAAUCGAGAAGAUGUCAGAACCUCCACCGCUUCAGAAAACGGGCUUGUUCUUCCGUGGGGACAGCCACCAGAGCGGCAGACAACCGCUGCUGCAUCUGAUGUCACUCCCGGCGAAUUUGUCCUGAGACAUUUAUUCAAAGACUUCACUGAUCUUGCCGAGAAAAAGAUCGAAACUAUUCUGACCGAACCUUUGGAGAGACCACUGUCAAAGUCUCUUCAAAGAGGUGAAGAUGCUCAAUUUGACCAGCUGCUAAAUUCUCUCAAUAGUGUGGCAGAAUUUAGUCUCCCUUCUCUCUUGAAAACAUUAUUCAAGUGGUAUGAAAAGCAGCAAAUCAAGACUGGUGAGUUGGAAACUGAUGGCCAUAAAGGCAAGGCCAACAUCUCCAAACCAAAGGGUGGCAGUGAAUCUCCAAAGCUCCAGAGCAAGUUUUAUAUCGGUAAAGAUCACCUCACAGAAAGAAGGGAUCUUGCGGUGGACUUCUUGUUUUGUUUAGUUCUUAUUGAGGUCCUAAAACAGUUGCCAGUUCAUCCAGUGGAUGAUGGGUAUGUGCAGUACAUUUUGUCGCUGGCAUUCAGACACUUUAAACAAAGAGACAGCUACUCUGCCUCCCCAACAGCUGCCAAUGGAGAAAUUAUUGCUGCUCUGUAUGCUGAGGUGCUUGGUGUGUUGGCACAAGCCUGCUUUUUGUCUGUCAAGAAGAGAUUUGUGGCUGAGUUUAAGGAGUACCAGAACAAUCCUUCAGUAUUCGUGAAUAUUAUUUAUGGAAUGAAGUAUUUAAGAAUUAAGUUAUAUCCAGUUGAGGAGUUGGAAGAGUCUUUCAAUUUUAUGAGGGAUUGUGCAACAUUGUUUGUGGACUCCAGAGACAAAGAAGUGAAACAUGCUUUUGCCUCUAUGUUUGUGGAGAUCCUUCUUCCUGUGGCAGCAGGUGCCAACAGAGAGCUGAAUGUACCAGCUCUGAAGAGCUUUGUAGACACCAUGUAUCAUCAUACUUUUGAUCUUACCAAGAAAACAAGACACAGUCAGGCUAUCUAUCCACUUGUCACUGUUUUACUCUGUGUCAGUCAAAAAGCUUUCUUCCUCAGUAGCUGGCCAAGCUUCCUUAGCAUGUGUCUGGGAACUCUGAAGCAGAGAGACGUAAAGAUGCAGAAAGUAGCGAUGGAAUGCUUGUACAGAUUGGUCUGGGUCUACAUGAUCAGAAUCAAGGGAGAAAGUAACACAGCAACAGUGAGCCGGCUGCGAAGUAUCACAGAUGUGCUCUUUCCUCGUGGUUCCCGUGGUGUCGUGCCGAGAGAAGCUCCCAUGAACUACUUUGUCAAGAUUAUUCAGUUCAUAGCUCAGGAAAAGCUCGACUUUGCCAUGAAUGACAUAGUCUUUGAUUUGCUGAGUGUUAACAGAACAGGCCGGGCAAUAAGUCCUGAGAGAAUGAACAUUGGUCUUCGUGCAUUUUUUGUCAUUGCUGAUAGUCUUCAAAGAAAGGGCAUAGAGGCGCCAGCAAUGCCGACAUCCACUGCUCCUUUUCCAUCUGGUAGCACUGUCAGAGUGCGAAGAGUAGCCUCUAUGAAAAAUUUGACAGAAAGUCAAGCUAGCAGUAUUGGACUGGCUAACUAUUACCACGGCAUCCGUAAAGCUCUGGAUAGUAUCAUAAGAUCCUUAGAUGCACAGAUUGGCAGGCCUUUGAUGAUGACAAAUCCACAUUGUUCUCACAAGGAGCCUGAAGAUAUUGCCACAGGAGAACGAAAACCAAAGGUUGAUCCAAAAGUUGAGCUGUUCAGGACUUGUAUUGCUGCCAUUCCAAGGUGUAUUCCAGAAGGUAUGACUAAAGUGGACCUAGUAGAUCUUCUUUCACGUCUCACUGUUCACAUGGAUGAAGAAUUGAGAGGGCUGGCCCUGUCUUCUCUUCAAUCCCUCCUGCUUGACUUUGCAGACUGGAGAGAAACUACUAUUUUAGGGUAUAUCAACUUUAUUCUACGUGAGAUCCAAGACAACCUGCCAUCACUGCUGGACAGUGCUAUGCGUAUGUUGUUGCAGCUGCUGGCUCACUGGAAGACUGUAGUCUCUGCUGGUCCAGAGGAUUCUAAGUCUACACAGGAUGCUCAGCUGGAAUUAUCUGCUCACAGUUUGCCAUGUGAUAAAGAAGUUGACCGAAUAACUGUGCUUCAUAAUGUGGAGGGGUUUGCUCUUGUUAUGCUCUGCAGUAUACAUCCUAUCAUACGGAGACUUGCCUUUCUUGUUCUGAAAGAAGUGCGGACACUAAGCAGUUUGAUGGACCUCACCGACAAGGAAAAAUCUGACAAACUAGUGCUCGAUGUAAUAGAUCAAGUUUUUCCAACAGUACUUGAGAAGGUUCUGCAUUCCAUACCUCAGAGUGAGAAGCUCUUCACUGGGCCAAUUGGCAAUGUUGACAUUAUGGUUGUGAAUGAGCGGCUGUCAGGUAACAUGGACAAAGAGACAGGAGAGCAGCUGAAUAUUUCAUUACACAGUUUCUUCUGGUCCUCACUUAUGGCAGGUCUUCUGAACAAGUGGUACCUUCCUGAAUUGAGUCCUUCUGCUCUGCAGUUUUGUUGGCCAAACGUCUUCAGUCGACUUCUCACUGUUUAUUCGCUAAUUGACUCAGGGGCAUCAGGGAUAGAUUCCAUCACCAGUCUGUCUUCUGUUUAUAGCAGAGGACCAAAGAAGACCAUGAACACGAGCCAUGUGUGCCUGUUUAGAAAUUACCUUAUAUUCGCUUGUUGUGCUUAUCCGCGGUCCCUCCCCCUAAGGAGCGACUCGUCGGAGCACGAUGGAGGAACUUCAUCAGAAGGCUCGGAAACGAGAGGUGAUUCCAGGCCUCCAUCUCCAAAUAUGGUGGACAGUUUGUUCAGAUUUGCUGUACCUUUACUGAAAAGUGACUGCUCUGAUAUCAGGGAGGCUGUCAUUGUGGGUCUUGGAAGGACGAGCCCAAGUUCUUUUAGAGAGUUACUUGAAGAACUCCUUUUUCUUCUACGAGAAGCUUUGGACCGUAGGGCAGAGGGUGUUAGACGGAGGAGAAAGCGAGACGUAUUGCGAGCAUAUCUGGUCAGGAUAUUUGAGUUCAAUGCUGAACAUGGUUGUUUCCAGGAUAGCGCAAGUGAGCUGGUGACGGAAGAUGGACUCUGUGCAACGUUUAUUGAUUAUAUCGACGGAACGAGGUUGUACCUCGAAAGUGAAAGUGACAAAGACAUGCCCGCCAUUAUGCAGCUUCGACUUCACUUUGCAAACUUUAUUUACAAAAUGAUCACCUCCGUGCCUGCUUCCCUUCGGAGGAAUCUUCUGCCAGAUGACAUGCGCUGUAACCUGUUUUUCCUGUUUAGCAGUUGGUGUGCCCAUUUUGGAGUCAAAGGCCUCGGACUUGAAAAAACUCCGCUCAUUUCAAGCGCACAAAGCAAUGAUUUGGAGCUGGCUUCUCUUCAUGCCAUGUGUGGCUUGUUACAAUGUGGUCCUGCAUUUGAUCCUAAUGGUCUUUCCACUGGCGGUUAUCUCUACAACUGGUUACAAACUGUGCUGAAUUCUCCGAAAGAGAGGAUCCAUCAGUUGGGACAUGAUACACUGGUUAGCCUGCUUGAGAACAAUGCCAACAUCCCUUCACUCCUUUACUGGGUGAUAGACAAGUGUUACAUGGGUGCCAGGCUGGUGGUCAGCGGUUGCUUCAAGGCACUUGUUUCUGUGUUUACCAAGAGUGAAUAUCCGUGUGAAAUGAUUCCCAUUCUGAAUGUGGUGUUGUUCAAAACUGCUGAUUCUUCACUGGACAUCCGAGAAAAGGCGGCACAACUACUUCAGCUUCUAGAGAGACGUUUCUUCCCGUUUACAACACCGAGCUUGUCAUGUGCAUUCCGCUGCUCCUACUCACAAUGCCAGAGGACAUUAUCUCAAGCGCUGGCCACAGCUCACCCGGAAAUCACCAUCCAUAUGUUUGAAGAGAUGACCGCGCGCUUCGAGAUGACAUCCUCAAUAGGUCAGCGGUGUAUACUGCAAUACAUGCUACCUUGGUUAGCAAAUGUUGAAUUGGUAGACUUGUCCAAUUCCUUUCCCACUCCCCCUGAGUUGAACAUAGAGACGGAAGAAGAAGAAGAAGAAACUGAUGCUAUGUCGCCAGUCAAACUAGAGGGGGAGGGGUGGGGGUCCGUCGAAGCUACUCAGCUGGUACUUAACAAUCUAUUCUACAUCACUGUCAAGUAUGACGAGAUAUUCUCUAAAGAGAUCGAGGAGGCCUGGGGCAGUUUGUGCAGCCGAUGGGAGAAUAAUAUCCAUGAGAUCUUGGGUUAUCUUAUAGCUCUGGCUGGUAUUAUUGGUAGUUCAGAAGUACUUAUUCACGCAAAGAAGCUAGCUGUGUAUGUGGCCCGUGCAAGAAAACAGAAAACUGUCGAGGAACUUAUGGAGGAGCUUAAGCUCACAGAAACAGUGGCCUCACAAUUUGAGCGGUGCGACGAUGCGCCAUUUUUCCGUCCUCUGCAAAAGACGUCAUCUAGUCGGGACUCAGUCAUCGAGGGUUCGACAGGAGAGGAGUCCAGGUCACUGGCGCGAGAAGAGACGACGUCGCAAGCGAAAGUUACUAAAGAAGAAACAAAAACAGACGAUGAACUGUCAAGAAGGACGUCAAGAGACGAGAGAAAGGAGUCGAGAGAAGAAAGACGCGAGGGGAAGGAUGACAAGAAGGAAAAAGGCGAUUCUCUUCCAAGGACUUUGGAGAAUGAUGCACUGGAUUCGGCUGUACCACUGGCGGAGCCCGAAGAGGUUGAUCAGAUUGAAGAGGAAGAUAAACCUGAGGGGGCCUGGGCACAAGAGUGGAUGAUCAUGGCGCACAGGCUUGUUAAUUCUGGUUUGACUCUUUCGUUACCAGUCCCUGAAGGAGAGAAAUUCUUCGCUCCUCUUAUUGACAUUCUGCCGUUUGCACCUUCCGUAGCUUCUCUAUACAGAUGUAACUUUGCUCUCAUGCUGCUUGCGGAGUUAGUUCUUGACCAAGCUUCUGUUGAUUGGGAAGAACAUCUGCCUCUCAUGUUGCAUGUCAUUUUUCUUGCUUUGGAUCACGGCAAGGCCUUGGUUUACGAACACAGCAAGAGAUUGUUGGUCAAUCUCAUUAUAGUUCUGGUGUGUCGGGGCGACCACGUCUCUUUGGCACAAUCGCUCUUCAACUUCAUCACCGUGUCUGAACAAGGUCUUGGUAAACAUGGCCUGUUGAAGUCUUCGUGGACGCUGGAUGUUGGUAAUUUUGUUGGUGUGCCUGGUCCUGGUGCGGGCGCUGGGACUGGUGCGGAGUGCGACAGGCAAGGUGGUUCUUCGGUGCAGAGUAAUGCAGCUAGUGCAGGCACUAGCCUCUCUGAGUCUGCUGCUGGCAGUAGCUCUCUGAAUAUAGCAUUACCUCCGGAGGAAAACAGUGCCAACAGACUUGUGGAACAGAUCCAAGAACUCAUUGAAUUUCUUGCAAACAGUGACUGUAAGCCUCUCUGGGCCUUUGAAGAGAUCACGCCUCGUUCAUACAAAAUCAAAAGCGCCGAACAGCUGGAAUUGUUCGUUGCAUCAGUUGUGCAAAUUUUCCAAGCAUCUGAUUCGGGCAGCAAAGUGCAAGAAGCCAUGGCUAAGGUGGCUCUUCAAUGGGCCACCUCGUGCUCAUCAAGGCACUAUGCUGGCAGGUCCUUCCAAGUGUUCCGUGCUCUGAAGGUUCCUCUCUCCUGGUCCAUGCUCUCUGAUGUCCUCUCCAGGCUGGUAGAGUCUGUUGGUGAUAGCAGUGAAGAUGUUCAGGGCUAUGUCAUGGAGAUCCUUUUGACCCUUGAGACAGCAUCUGAUUGGGCCAUGACAGACCACCCAAACAGAAGUGGUUUGGAGCAGGGGCUUGGGUUCCACUUUGAAGACGAAAAGGAAGAUAGCAUCGAUGAAUACAAUCUUCAUAUAAUAAGUGCAAGCGUCGGUUCAAUCAGUCCGCUGACCAGGAUGAGACAUGGCGGGCACAUACGUUCCCUGAGUAGUGGUUGUGAAUUCAAGAGACAUUCGUCCUUGUUCAGUCAGUUUGGACGCCUCAACGGCAACAGAGAUGACCCUAAUCUCAUCCGAACAAGAAGUGUUAGUGUGCAAUGCCUUAAGACACCGUCAGAGGCCAUCAAUCCACAGAGCCAGGCAGACAUGGUUACACGUGUGUUUUGGAUCGCUGUCUCUUUACUGGAGUCAGAUUAUGAACAUGAAUUCCUAAUGGCUAUUCAUUUACUUAACAAGGUGCUAUCGAUUUUGGACUUAAGUCUUCACGAUUCUCGUGACAAACUCGACAAAGUUCUGCACAGACUCAAGUGGAACGAUUUUCCAGGACUGCAAGCACUGCUGCUGAAGGGUCUAACCAAUGCAGCCACUUCUGAACCUUCUCUUCAUCUGCUGGCCAAACUGACUGUUUUCUCAAACGUGGGUCUCGUGGAUCCGUCCCAAGCUGCUGGUUUUGCCCUUAACAUGUUAGCUUUGUUACCACACAUGUUGGAACAUUUUGAUGAUCCUGAUGAAUUUAGCAAGACAUGUGCUCAAAAUAUAGUACAGGUGUGCGGUAAUUCGGGCAAUCUCGCCCAUUUAGGAAAACUGUUCGAGAUGUACAUAGGGAAAUCUUACCAUAGACCACGAUCCACAUGGCUGGAUGCAGUUUAUAGAUACAUCAACGAUUCCUAUGGACACCUCACUCGGUCUCAUGUCACCUUUCUAUUAGAGGUCCUAGAGCGUGGUCCCCCAGCUUACAAUCAAGUUGUGUUGGGCAUGUUGUGUUCAGUGAUGCGACUAGCGGACUUCUCAUCUCCAUCCAUGAGGCACUUUCAGAAUGAUGCACUCAAGACAAUAGCCAAGUAUCUGAAGGGUAACUUCUGGAAAGAGUCUCUGGACAUUCUUAAGAUGGCAGUUUCCCACUCCUCCCACCUCGAUACACCUCCUCCACGUCCCGCCAGCUCGGUGUGGACGGCAUACGACAGCUCCUGGUCAACGGAGGCCAUGAUGAUCAAAAAAGACCUCCCGGGGAGGACUCUGGACUUCACAUUUGACCUGUCUGCCACACCAGUCAUAGGGAGGCGCAGUACUCCAGAGCCCCAAGUGGACUCUGGUAAGGAGAACAAGCUCAUUUCGCCAGUGGCCACAGUCGAUAUGUCUGUAUGGAGAAAGCCGCAUCUUUCUCAGCGGCGUACACGUGAACGGCUCGUGAACGUGCUGACGACUUGUGGUCACACAGUAGGAUUAAAGCAAAGCCCUUCAGUUGUAUUCAGCUCGAGCAGUGAUCUUGCUGUGGAAAAACAAGGUGCUGGUCAACAGCCGUCGUCUGAGGAGGCAUCUUUAGCGGAAGGUCUGACUAAUGAAACAGCCAAGGACGAACUAGAACCUCAACAAAUAAGCGUUCUGACGAAUUUCGACUUCCUGUACGACGACGAGGCCGAAGACGUUAUGUGGGGCCCUGAUUACGAGGAUCGUCGUUUGUCAUAUUGCAGCAUGGACACAGGAAGUUUGGAUCGAGACUUGAAGUCCAAUUUACAGACGCUAGAGUGUCUAUCGGGUAGUGAGCAGGAUCUCACCCCUCACGACUCCUCUGAUGAUGAGGACGAGUUGAGUCGCUCGAUAGUCAGUAGUACGCUGACCGCAGUAACCGACAACUCGACAGUCAUAGAAGGUUCGUCCGAGUCAUCUUCUAAUGUGACUGUCGUUGUCAUAGACAGCGAUUCCAAGACUCCUGAACCUGGAACACACAGCCGCAGUCCAUCUGUAGAGAGUUCGGAUUCGUUACCUGGCGCUUCAGAAACCAGCUAUUCUUACAAACUGUUUGCUGUGACUGAGAUCACGUGGGACUCGCGUGAAGAGCCUGAGAAGUUGUGGACAUCGCACGUGGGCUCUAUAGUAAAAGACAAUCUAGGAGUGACCGCUGUCAACACUUUCUCCAUGUUCUGUUGCUUGUACAAGAGCACCCGCAGAAAAUUCUACAGUUUAACACGAGAGUGCUGCAAUUAUCUGGUGGAGGACAAGUUUCGAGAUGUGACCCAUCACUUUUCAAACUGUUUAGAGUUCCUAGAGUCGCGAGGAGACUGUCCCUUUGUUUUCAUUGAUACAGAGACCUUGAAUCGAACAAAGUUACUGGAGAGGCAUAAGUUCGCUGUGUUGGAACUGCAUUCGCAUUUUUCUAGCUACAUGCAAAAGAGCGAACGCACGCUAGAGUGUCUUGAUGAUGUGAAACUGGCGGUGAAGCGUUCAUCUGUGGGCUCGCAUCAUGAGGAGCCUGAAACUCGCCUGUCUCCAGACCCGGACAGUCAGGAAGCGAGGCAGGUGCAGCUGUGUCGCUACUUGUACAAGACUCAUUUUCAGUUUUUACUCUUCUGUAGCACAUACGCCCGGCUACUGGAAUCGCUGGUACAGGCUGCGCGACAGGCUGAGGUAAACGAUCUAACUCAGGAGGUAACCGAAAUUCGCCGAGAGGUAUCCUCGGUUCUCGAACACCCUCUGACGGAAGACACCACAUUCGUCAAGAACUACUUGAAUACUGAACCCUUGACAAGAGACUCCGCUGUGCAGGUUCUUGUAGAAAAGCUUUGCAGCAGAGACCUUGAUCGUUCCAUCCAUCUUCUGCGAGCGUUUAGGGAGAAGUUUGGAGGAGAAGUGUUUGGUAUUUCGGACGAGGACAACUUGGACAGUCUGGUGUCAUUCUAUUGCAAACACGUGGCAGAGAAAAAUGUGGGGUCCCUGGUCAUGUCAGGUCCGAUCCAGAACUUUGCAGCGUUGUGCAGAAAUCUAAUGGAAGUGAAUGUUGCCAUUCUUGCUGCCGUUGAGGAUCUGAACAUUUAAUGACACGCGCAAUUCAGAUAAUCCAAUCAACUUUUAGAGUAACCAGUGCUCAAGAUCAACAAGAAAUCCCUCGGGUUUCCUGCGGUGAUGUAACAAGCGACAACCGUUAGGUUAAGGGACCCUUUUUCCCUCGAUUUUUUUUUCUCGAUGAGCUUAAAGAUUUAAAUUCUCGUUUAGUUUUUAAUCCAUACAUAAUAGAGAAGUUAAUUUACGGUUUGGUUUCCUUUACGCUUUGUUAUCUGAUUCGGUUAAGUUUAAAGGAAAUGAUAUACGUUGGAAAAAGUUAUGAAAAAAGUGAUAAAAAACUGAAAAAAACUGGAAAAAAACUGAAAAAAAAAAGAAAAAUUGCUAAUGAUAUAGUUAAGUAGGGUGACUGGAUAUAGUUCAAGAGGCAUUUUUUAAAAUUAAUUUCGUGAAUUUAGCAAACAUACAACCAUUAUGUUUCUGAAGCAAAGGCUAGGUCACUCUGGAGGAAGUUUCAAUGUACUCAUUUUUUUUUUCUCUUUUUUUUUCGAUGACUAUUUUGAUAUUGUGAUUGUAUAUUAAUAGGGCUCGGUCACUGAAGUUAUUUGGGAAGGUCAGGUUUGAAUUAAAUUUUGUUUCCCAGUAGGUUUAGUUGUGUAGUUCGACGUUGAAACAGCUAAUAUCCAUUAAAAGUAGCCAAAAACUUAGUAAGCAGUGAGUUUCUAAAUCGAUGUUGAAUUUGUCUUCCUUAUCUUUAUAAGGUUUGUCUAGAAUUUUUAUCGCGAGAAUCUGGUUUUAAAUUUAUUGUGCACCACUUUCUAGAAUUUGUUCUAAUUUAGCCGUAGCGUUUCUUAAAGGUCAAUUUUUUAGCCUUAAAUAUGGCUGGAAAAUACUCGCUUUUGAUUAGUUCCAAGUAGAAAAUAUAUUUAAAUUAUUUUAAAUUAACAUGGUCUUUAUUUUAUUAGAGCGAGUUUGAGAUCUUUGAGGAAAAUAAAGUGGAGGUAUAAUGAUACAAAAGCUGUAUAGAAAAUUGUGUGUUUAAUCGAAAUAACCUUUAUGAGAAGAAAGUGACUUUGUGAGGUUCGAAUAGUCGCUUUUUCGAAGAAAACACCGAAUCAAGAGACCGUUUUCAAGGCUUGUGACAAAAGUGAACUGUUGUUAAAUCCUUUUGACACUGCCAAACUAAUUUUCGGACUUUUCUAAAAUCUUGCACAUUAAUGGCAGUUAGCUUUUAAAUCUAACUCAAUUUAUGACUUGUACUAUUCCAGAUGUUACGUAAUAAAGUACGUUCCCAAGGCUUCUCAAUGGA